Molecule: messenger RNA, 228 nt
Organism: Helobdella robusta
Lineage: Eukaryota; Metazoa; Annelida; Clitellata; Rhynchobdellida; Glossiphoniidae
Exons: 1
Biological process (GO): protein phosphorylation; signal complex assembly
Cellular component (GO): focal adhesion
Molecular function (GO): protein tyrosine kinase activity
Source: RefSeq, a predicted model, not a curated record
ACUGCGUCGUCAAUGGCACCUCCAUCUCCAUUAAAUUCUUCCUUCCAGGUGAAAAUGGCGCGAAAGUUGUUGAUCUCCGACAUGAGCAACCUGGUGAAGCACACGAAGCUGGCAGACGCCAACAGAUCAACCGUCAUCGAUUUUCAGUACCGGAAACAGAUGUUGCAGGCCGCUCACGUGAUCGCCGUGGACGCCAAGAACCUUCUGGACACCAUCGAUUGCGCCCGG